AUGUCUCCAUCCAAUAGAAGCGCCAAUCUUGCUCGAAUCCGCGACAACCAACGUCGCUCUCGUGCCCGCAAGAAGGAGUACGUCCAGGAGCUGGAGAACCGCAUUCGCAAAUACGAGCUCCAUGGCGUCGAGGCCACCACGGAAGUCCAAGUCGCAGCUCGUCGCGUCGCCAGCGAAAACAAGAAGCUCCGCGCGCUGCUCCACCAGAAUGGUGUUCGCGACGACAACAUCGAAGCCUACCUGUACAGCGCAACCACCCCGCCACUGGAAGGUUCUCCGACGGGAAGAGGGAUCGGUCCGGGCCAGUCCGUCAACAGGCUCGAGCAGCUUCUUCUCCCGAGGCGGCUGUCAUGCGCUAGUUUGAGUGUUCCGUUGCCUUCGCCGCAGGGGAGGUCGAGUAGGGAACCCUCGGUCGCUAGCGACUCGGCUGGCCACUCAUCCGGCACUUGGGAGCCAGGCCCAGCCAGUUCGACGACUGGCGCGAGUCCCAUCAGCGGCGGCGUCGCGACUUCGCCUCUUCCGAGACCGGCGCCUCAGCAACAUGCCCCGAUGCAAAUCCCAUCCUCUCGGCCUCAGCAAGUUGGUAGUUUCGGCAUCGAGGUGACACAACCUAGCAACAGUUUCUCGUCCUAUGAGACCAACUACGAGUCUGCGAUACCGCUGCCCUACCUCCAAUUACCAUCGCCGCCUAAUCAGCAGAUCGGCACAUGUUUAAACUCACCUCCCCUUGAGUUUUCAAGGCGAGGCGUCCUGGUGUUAUCUAACAGAGGUUUCGAUCGUAUUUACCAACACAUUAUCGGCAAGUCAAGUCAAAACAAGAUUCUCAUGGCAGUGGUGUUGAUGGACCAUGGCCGGGGGUCUAGGACGACCGGUCUAGUCAAGCCCAAGCGCCCGGAGCAACCGCCGCUCUCGUCGUCCGUCGACUAUGGCAUCAAUCGAAUGUCCGAGCUCGAGAAAUUCGACGUCGAAAAUGCUUGCCGCAUCUUUUACGACCUGAUCAAAUCGGCGCUGGCCCAUUGGGAAACCUCCAAAGCAGCAUGGCAAAACUUUGUCGACAUCCUAGAAUGGAACAAGAGCAAAAUGACGUCCAGCGAGCUGGGGGCCUUGGCCCAUCCAUUGAGAGAGGACGUGGAGCAUUACCUGGAGCGAGCUUGGCGUUCUCUCGAUACUGCCACCGAGAUCCUGGCGCGCGUUGCAUCUCUUCAACCAACCUUGGAAGAGGAUCUCAACAAGGGAGUUAUACGAGAGCAGCAGCAAUAUUACCUGUUAAUGGGAAGUCAUUGGACGAGAUGCCUCAGACAGAUGUCAAACGAAAUGGAUGGAAUGCCGAGCUUCUACGGCGACUUUUCCGACAUACCACCGAAGAUUGAUAUCUUGUUUUGGUCGACCAUGGCAUCGCGAUAUUACCAUCGCAAAAUUCAGACCGCGAAGCUCGACAAGAAGUACAGCCGGUAUUGGAUGGAUCGAUACGAUAAGUUCGUAAAUUAUGAGCCUGCUGAUCCCAGACCGGAUAAAGACCCCCCAGAUGGGGAAGACGUUAUCAUGGAAGACAGUCCAGAGGACGGCCCGGCGUGGGAGACUGAUGAUGAAGUUAAGAAGGCGGACGGGUCAACAGCGUCUGUUAAACGCCGGCGCCCCAACUUUGCCCUUACGAAACGGACCCACCUCACGCAACCGAGCCAAUAUGGUCACGGGGAGUUUGAAAAAUUCUGUGACAAGUUGCCCUGGAACAAAGUCGUGAAGAAGAGGAAAGAAAACCAAGACCCGGAAGACGCGAAGAGGAAGAAAGAACACGGAGAAGACCCAAACCCGGACCCAGGAGCUUACGUACCAGCAGGGGAUUAUAUCCCAGUCCUGCCUCCCAUACCACCAAAUAGGACCGAGGAAGAUAAUUUCUUGUUUUACUUUCGAGAUGCCGGCGAUAAGGGCCAGGAUGAGUACGAGGAAGCUCUGCGACUAGGGCCGGCCGAAGCUGCCGCCCCAGAAGAAGACGGAGAUGACGGUCCGAAGAAGAAGCGGCGCAAAGUAGAGACGCCCGUUCCAAAAGACAAUGCCGCCCUCUGGGAAGAGUUUUGGAGGAAGGACGCCGCCAGCUUCCUGUACCAGGCCUCGCACCAGACGACUUUGCCGGGGUUCCCAGAGUUCGAUGUUAGAGCCUGGACGCGCUCAAGGGCCGGUCGCCCAGGAUCCAAGGUCUCACAACUAAAGAGCUCGGACAUACCGCCACCUCUUCCUUUGCUCCGGCUUCGGAGCAAAAAGCGUGGAGCUAAGAAGCCUGAGACAGACCAGCCACCAGCGUCUAAAGACAAGCAGCCUACGAUCUUUACUAAGUUUGACCUCGAGUACUGGCUAGAAAGAAUUAACCGGGUUCCCAGACGCAUUGGAAGAAGCAGGUGUUGGGUGGUUUAA
This is a messenger RNA of Scedosporium apiospermum, 2409 nucleotides long. RefSeq lists its product as uncharacterized. Lineage: Eukaryota; Fungi; Ascomycota; Sordariomycetes; Microascales; Microascaceae. The transcript has 4 exons. Bases 1 to 2409 code for a protein of 802 amino acids. The record is from RefSeq and is a predicted model, not a curated record.